ACAGUUCAGGGAUGUCAUAACUGCAGCAAGUUAAAUGUGUCAGGCAUUGACAAGCUUCUGAAACUUCCACUUGUUCUGAAUGAAGUUCAGUAUUGUUGACAUACUGGAUAUUGAUGGGGAUGGGUCAGUAAAAUCCUGGAAUAUCGUUUGUUCCCUUAGGCAAAGGGAGGUUACUAGACGGUAAGUUUCACUUUCCUGGAAAUGACUCUGUCUCUGAGAAACAGAAACUUUACAGGAAGAAUAAAAGGAGAAGCCUGCAAUAAACAAAUUCAUUGUCAGGGAAGCAGAGCGCGUUAUUCUCAGGACUAAUACACAACCCACAACGGAAUAUUGCAUUCACAGCACUGGAUUAAAGAACUUUAUUUUACCAUGGAUAAACAUCUGCUACAAAGUGAGAGGCUGUUUGAAUAAUCUGGACCAAGUGUGGGAUGGCUGAGAGAGAACCCACAAUGGAGGACUCUGAUUCAACUGAUGAGGAGGAGUUCUAUGAUGUUCCUGAUUCCUUGGAUGAGCCAAACAGGAAAGAAGAGGAAAACCCUCCACCAACACCACAGUCUGAAUAUGUUCCUCCUCCAGGAGAAAUUACAAUUCUCAGUAUUGGCCAGGAGAGUGUUUCUCUUGGUUUUUCACUCUCUCAUAACUCUGUUGGGUAUACACUGCAAUUAGAUUACUCGUGUGCCACACACAGUGGCAGUUUAAUCACAAAGGACUCAAACACUGUGAAGGUUGAGGGACUGAAUCCUGGCACUGAGUAUACUUUCAGCAUCAUAAGGACUGCGGAUAAUGGAAAUCAAAGCAAAGCAACUUCACUAUCUGUGACCACAGAGCCCAGCCCUCCUGUGCAGAUUUCAGUCGAUGAGAUCAGCAGUGAGUCACUGUCUCUGAGUUGGGACACCCCUGCUGGUGAAGUGAAGAGUUACAUUGUGACUUGUUGCAGCGAGGGAGACAUUGUGCAAGAGUUGGCAACAGACACAAACAAGCUGACUCUCAGCAACCUGAUGCCAGGGGAGUGUUACUCUCUUCAGGUUUCUGCACAACUUCAAAAUGGAAGAAUAAGCAAGCCAGCUGUAACAUCUGCCCACACAAAGACACACCUAGAGAUGUUAUUGGAGGAUCUGGGGUUGGAGCAACACUACAAGGAAAAGCUACCACUGAGCACAGUCCUUCAGAUUGACCAGAAGACCAUUACUGAUGAACCUGCCAAGUGUAAUUCUGAUCUUCCAUGGUAUUUUCUGAAGAAACUCAUGAUGGUUAAUGUGACAGCUAGGGAUGUGAAAUGCACAUCAGUAUGUGGGUCAAACUGUGGUGAUACAGCAGGAAAUACAGAGUUAGAUAUUGAUAAUCUGUUUGAUAGUCAAAACUCAGAUGACAUGCUAAACCCCCUUGACAUAAUCACUGCUCUCUUUCUGUGCUCUGAUGGUUUUGUGCAGCAGGAAAUGGCACUCAAAAUGUCUAUGUGUCAGUUUUCUGUGCCACUGUUGCUUCCAAAUUGUGACACAAAGCAGUGCACACUCAUGCUUUGGGCCAUGAGAGACAUUGUUAAAAAGUACAGACCUCAGUCACUUUCAGAAUCCAAGGGCUUCAUUGAACAAAGAAUUGUUCUUUCUGAACUUCCAAUGAUAUCUUUUGUGAGACUGGGCAGGUGCUCUUUGUCCAAGUCAGAGAUCCUCAACAAGCUUCUGAGCAAUUCUCAGCAGUACCAUGACACGUUUGUUCACCAUAAUAUGAAGUGUGGUGAUAGUCCAAGGAGAAUAUCCAAUGGACUGGCUGAAAUCACUUGGUACCUUCCUUGUGGUAACAAAAACAUGGAUGUCUUCAGUGAGCCAGUAGCUAUAGCUAACCUUCGUGGGGACAUUGCCUCAUUUGAGACACAAUUUUCUUUUUUGUGUCAGACAUCAGCAGCAGUUUUUGUGUUCUUUGACAAUUUGGACUCUGAAUGCAAGGUGCUUACCAACCAACACCACAAGGCACAGAUGUUCUUGGUGGGUAACCAACAAAGCAAUCCCUCCAGUAAAGAUGUUCUAAAAAAGGUAGCAACCAAGUUGACCUUAAAUAACAGCAACAUUCUUUUGAAGCCUAAGCACAUGAAUGAUGCAGACUUCAUCCUGAAUUUGAGGAAAACAGUCAGCAAUGUAGUUGAGAACUCAAAGAUGAAGAUGAGAAUUGAGCAGAUGGCUGACAUUGCUCAUGAACUGGGAAUCUGGGUUGAUGAAGACUCUUCAGAGUGCCAGGAUGCCAAGAAAAAUGCAGAUGCCAUCACUGCAGAGAUUCACGACAUCCUUAACUACAAAGAAGAUCAGCUACCCUUGCAAGGCCAAAUAUGGAAGGAACUGACUUGUUUGGAGAAGGAAGAAUUUCGGCUUCGAAAUGCUGGGUCUCAGGACAUAGAAAAGUACAAAAGUGAUCUGCAGGUACAGAAAACAGAACUUCGGAAAAAGCAGAACUCUUGUGACAUGUCAAAUGCAAUGACAUGUUUCAUCAAUGCAAUAUCAAGUCCAGGGUUAGAGAGGUGCUAUUUCCUGAAGUGGAUGCGAAUGAAUCUUGAUAACGUCUCUCGUGAAAAACUGUCUGGCCUCAGGGAGCAGUACAAAGAAAAAUGCAAAAAUUCAGAGAACAAAGAGGAGAUCAAAGACAUUGACAGACAACUUUCCAACAGCUCACUGGGGACUGAACACUUCUUCCGUGAAAUGGGUCAGAUCUAUGAAGCUUCACUUUCUCUUCCAGAAACAGAUCCAUCACGUCAACAAUUACAACAGCUGCCCAAACUAUGUGCAGAAUUGUUGCUUGAUGGAUUUCCAGUUGAGCUUGUGGAUGGAGAUGCAUCCAACAUACCUCUCAGAUGGGUGAGUGAUGUUCUCUCUCAGCUCAAUGACUUGGUGUCUCCUAAGAGUAAGAUACUAGUGGUCACAGUUCUUGGAGUUCAGAGCACAGGAAAGUCUACUCUCCUCAACACCAUGUUUGGAGUGCAGUUUGCAGUCAGCAGUGGCCGAUGCACUCGAGGUGCCUUUAUGUUGCUCAUCAGAAUCGAUGAAGAUGUCAGAAAAGAACUCAACUGUGACUUCAUGGUGAUCAUUGACACUGAGGGCUUAAAGUCACCAGAGCUUGCACAGCUGGACAAUAGCCAUGAGCACGACAAUGAGCUUGCAACACUUGUUGUUGGGCUGAGUGAUAUCACCAUCAUCAAUAUUGCAAUGGAGAACUCCACAGAAAUGAAGGACAUCCUACAGAUAGUUGUGCAUGCCUUCCUCAGGAUGACAGAGGUGGGCAAGAAACCCAAAUGUCAGUUUGUUCACCAGAACGUGUCAGAUGUUUCGGCUCAUGAGAAGAACUUACGAGACAGGAAAUUACUCUUGCAACAGUUGAAUGAGAUGACCCAGGCAGCAGCCAAAAUGGAAAAGAAAGAGGAGAACAAGAGCUUCACUGAUGUGAUGGAGUACAGUCCAGACACUGGGAACUGGUACAUCCCUGGACUCUGGAAUGGAAACCCACCAAUGGCACCAGUCAAUGCAGGGUACAGCGAAGCUGUGUAUGAGCUCAAGAAAAAUAUCAUCCAAAUUUUGGGAAGUUGUGCAUCAUCUGCCAAUAAUAUCUCAGAGUUUACAGAAUGGAUGAAAAGCCUGUGGACUGCUGUAAAGCACGAAAACUUCAUCUUCAGCUUCAGGAACAGCCUGGUGGCUGAUGCAUACAUGAGGCUCUGCACAGAAUUCAACAAAUGGGAAUGGGAAUUUAGAAAGUACAUGUACACUUGGGUUACACACGCAGAAACAAGAAUUUCGAACUAUGGCACAUUUGCUGUAAAAUCCGAAAUGUCUGACAUGAGAGAACUUCUGACACAUUUGAAAAGUGAAGCUAUCACUGAGCUGUCUAAAUGGGAGACAAAGAUGCUUGACAAUCUGACACAGUACUUCAAGCAAACGGAGGGUCACGUCUAUCUAGUGGAAGCAUACAGGGAGGACUUUGUAAACAAUGCCAAGAGCCUUCGACGAGAAAUGCAGAACUCAGUGUUCAAUCAACUUACAGCAGCAGCCGACAUCAGACAGGGAAUGACAGAACUUGAUAGAAUCAAGGAGAACCACACAAAAGAAUUGGAAGGGAGAGUGCGUGCAUUGAUUGACAAAUGUCGGGAAAAAAAAUGUGAGAUGACUGGUCAAGAGCUAGACAAAGAAUUUGAUCGGAUGUGGAAGGAAAUGUUGAGGGAACUCCACUUUAAGAAGCAAGAGCCCAAAAAUAUCAUUGCGAAGGUGGACCACUACCUGAGAGACAAUCUGGCACGUAAGGGGAGUCAUGUUUGUGGACUAUUAAGUGAGAAAAGCCUGAAAGAUUGUGGAGUGAAGCCUUUCACAUAUACAGUGGAAGGAUUUUACAAGCAGUUGAAACACAAGGUCAGCAGGUUCUUCAACAUUGAAGAUCAUGUCAUGGCUGUACAAAAGAUUGCUGACAGCAUCAUAAUGACUUGCACACAGUUAGUGACUGAAAAAAUCGAGAGAAAGAACAAUUACCAUGACACUUACAUCCAGGAGAUCCUACACGCGAUUGAUGAAAAGCUGCAAAUCCAUCAGGAGGUCGACACAAAGAUAGAGUUUGAAGUUUUUCUGAAACAGCACAUCUGUGGAUUUGCAGCCAGAGAGUUUCAGAAAAUGCAUGAAGAUUUCAUACAAGUGAAUGAUCCAUACAGAUGUCUGGAUCAAAACAAAGAAAAGUUUCGUGCUGAUUUCAAAGAUGUGUUCAAUAAACGAGACCAGUGCCAGAAGAAGGCAGAAGAGUUCACAGAGCGCUGCUUGAGGCCUGCAGUCGAAGUCUUUGUCAAUCGUUCUUUGGGUCCUGAUAUCAUUGGUGAAAUGCUGACAAGUGACCAGUUCAGCACAAGAAUGUAUCUCCAGUAUUCAAUCCUGCUGGAUUUGCUUUCAAGGGAUGACUUUGAAAACUAUCAGAGCUAUAUUCUCUCUCAUGAGGAGUUCGUAAAGAAGUGGAUCCAUGACCAAAUAGUGGAACGUUUCUCAAAGGGGUCUACAACGUUAAAGUUUGAGGAUCAACAUAUUGAGUCAACCAUCAACAGCAUAAAUGGUGCUAUUAACAAAGCUAAAGGAAAGAGUGGCAACUUCAAGACAUUUGUAAAGGGUAUCUGUCAGGAACUAGGAGAUAAACUGGUCCUUUCCCAGGGUGCUCUUGGUGCUUUCAUGAUCCUGAACGAUUCCGACCUGGAACAGUUUGCUCACUGGCUCACUGAGUGUGUGAAGGACAUGCCACAAGGUCUGAGACAGAAGUUUAAAGUAACAAACAUCCAAACGAAACUAAACAGUCUUCAUGUGAAGCCUCAGAGCGUGCUUUUCAGUAGACUGAUUGGGUGUGGUAAACAGUGUCCAUUCUGCAAAGCGCCUUGUGAUGCAGGAGAAAAAGUUCACACUGAGCACUGGACGUCAUUACACCGACCAGAAGGUCUGGGUAGAUACAGGUGGGAUCGGACAAAAAAACUUAUGACUGACAUAUGCUCCUCCCUUGUGACCAGUGACGCCCACUUUUGCUGCAUUGCAACAAACUUUGAUUGGCACCCCUACAAACAAUACAGAGAAAUAUUCCCAGAAUGGAAAAUUGCUCCAGACGUAAGCCUUCAGGCAUCAGACUACUGGAAAUAUGUGAUGGCAAAAUUCAAUACUAAGUUUGCUGAAGCAUACGAUGCAAAGCCUGCUCAUAUUCCUGCAAGUUGGAAGGCUAUUACACCUAAACAAGCAGAAGCAAGCCUCAAAGAGUCCUUUCACAUCCAGUAAGAGACUACAGACUGUGGUUAGAAGUGCUCAUCCUCCUGAUAUACUCUCUUUAGCCUCCAUGGUCAUUUUGAUCUUCCUUGUUUUGUAUGAUAUAUAAGAGAAGCACAAACAUGCUGUAUAUACAAUGACAAAAGUGGAGAAACUAUGAGUCGAGCUUGAAAAGGAGGACACAAGAGAAGAUCACUCUUUUUGAUAGCUUGACUCAAUAUACAUUAACUAUAACAUGCGAUGGUAAUCGAAAGUUGAAACAACACUUACAUUCCAUUGAAACUGUCCUAUUAUGACAAUACAACAUAAAGACUAAGUAUCAUGCGAUUGUUGACUGGUCUAUUUGAUUAUUUUUCUGUGAUGAACCUGAUGCAAAACAUUUAUAUUUUCUCUCCAUUUGGGUAUAAUAUGGGAUUUUCUUGAUUUUUAAUAUCUGUUUUUCUUUCAGUUCUGUUCCAAAUAUUUCAAUUUAGUUGAAUUUACUUAAAAUUUAGAAUGUUUGUUUUUUUGUUUCAUAUAAAAAUGCCACGUUAUUCAUAUAUACAUGAGAGAAAAUGUGAUAAGCUUGAUGCAAAAUAUCGACUUUGAUUCAGCACCAUUCAGACUUGAUGUGGUAUUGUCAAAACAGUACAAAACUUUUUUUCCUUUUUGUUUAUUGAAAAUUAGGAAUGUAUUUUUUUGUUGUUUCUGUGACUUUCAGAUGCAAAAUGUUAACAUUUUCAGUGUAUUAAGAAAUGAUUCAGUCUAAAUGUUAACAUAUAUGUUAUACAUGACAAAAUAAACGUUUCUUAUCUAAUGAGGAUCAUUUGCCAUUUCUUGACUCAAAAUCUGUAAUUUCAGUUUUUCUUUCAAUUCCAAUUCCAAAUAUUUACAUUUUUAACUUCAUGUUAUUACCUGACAAGGUUUGCUCUGUUUAAAUGAUAUAUGUGGCCUUUAUAGUUUCAAAUCUCUCUCUAUUUUUAAGUAUCUGAUGCAAAACAUUUCCUUUUUAUAAUACUCAGAAUUAAGAAUAUCUUGAUUUUUGUUUGUUUAAUGCAUCUAUUUCCAAAUAUUACAUAUAUAUUUUAAAGGAAUUAAAAAUAUCUUUCAUUCAAUGUGUAGUACUGUCAACAUGUAUACAUUCAUACUUGUGUGAACUCAUUCAAUAAAGAGACAAA
Messenger RNA from Centropristis striata (black sea bass), 6910 nucleotides. Its product is annotated as interferon-induced very large GTPase 1. NCBI's taxonomy places the organism in Eukaryota, Metazoa, Chordata, Actinopteri, Perciformes, Serranidae. The record is from RefSeq and is a predicted model, not a curated record. Gene Ontology annotation, molecular function: GTP binding; protein binding. Bases 429 to 5765 code for a protein of 1778 amino acids. The transcript is spliced from 6 exons.